Messenger RNA from Pleuronectes platessa (European plaice), 5212 nucleotides. It is a transcript of the gene zswim6, whose product is annotated as zinc finger, SWIM-type containing 6. The transcript is spliced from 14 exons. Bases 408 to 3800 code for a protein of 1130 amino acids. Gene Ontology annotation, molecular function: zinc ion binding. The record is from RefSeq and is a predicted model, not a curated record. Lineage: Eukaryota; Metazoa; Chordata; Actinopteri; Pleuronectiformes; Pleuronectidae. Gene Ontology annotation, cellular component: Cul2-RING ubiquitin ligase complex.
ACUUCAGCCCCGACCCCAGCUCCACUCCGCGGCCGCACAAAGCCUCCUCUCUCCGGCUGUAGAAUCUGUGAACGCCCUCCGGUCAAACCCAGCGCCUGGGAGAAGAGACGGUCGUUAUCGCAGCGACCCCCUCCCGCCAUUUAAAGCUUUUUAUUCGGGGCUCACAAAGGAUUAGCGGCCGUGCGGGAAUUCCGCCCUCACGGAGCUCAACGGCCAGACCCCGCCUCUCCUUCAUUUGUCAACAAAGGGGUUUGACAAGCCCGGAGAAGCCCUGCCUCCAUGUUCCCAUAAAAGGAUGAUUUGGCCAUACACGGCCGACAACCGAGCCGUGGGCAGCCGCUUUCCCUUCCACAUCCACGUACAUAUGCUGCGUUGACUUCCUCCGUCGCCGUUAAAGCGGAGCUAUCAUGGCGGAGCGCGCACAGCAGCCCCCGGCCAAGCGGCUCUGCUGUAGACCGGGAUACGGCGCAACAUGUAGGCAAGGCCAGCGGGCCGCGUGGGCGCCGUGCUGCGGCUCCGCAGCCGCUCAGGGCGACUCGAGCAAAACCCAGAACCCGGAGACUCUGCUGGACAUCGCGGCGCGGCGAGUCGCGGAGAAGUGGCCGUUCCAGCGGGUCGAGGAGCGCUUCGAGAGGAUCCCGGAGCCCGUUCAGCGGCGGAUCGUAUACUGGUCCUUCCCGAGGAGCGAACGGGAGAUCUGUAUGUACUCGUCGUUCAGCACGGGCGGGGAGGAGAUCGGGAGUAGCGGGGAGAGCGGCGACGACACGCGGCUGCCGUUCCGACGGGGCAUCGGUCUCCUGGAGAGCGGCUGCGUGGACAACGUACUGCAAGUCGGGUUUCACCUCAGCGGCACAGUUAGGGAGCCUGCCACGACCUCGGAGCCCGAGCUGGUCUGCAACGUGAGCGUCAGCUUCGACCGUUGCAAAAUCACAGCAGUAACAUGCAGCUGUGGCAACAAGGACAUCUUCUACUGCGCCCACGUCGUGGCCCUCUCGCUGUAUCGAGUGCGAAAGCCAGAGCAGGUCAAACUGCGCCUGCCCAUCUCAGAGACGCUUUUCCAAAUGAACAGAGAUCAGCUGCAGAAGUUUGUUCAGUACCUGAUCACAGUGCAUCACACGGAGGUGCUGCCGACGGCACAGAAGCUGGCAGAUGAAAUACUGUCGCAGAACUCAGAGAUCAACCAGGUUCACGGAGCACCAGAUCCGACGGCAGGGGCCAGUGUGGACGAUGAGAACUGCUGGCAUCUGGACGAGGAGCAGGUUCAGGAGCAGGUGAAGCUCUUUCUCUCCCAGGGCGGGUACCAUGGCUCGGGAAAGCAGCUCAACUUACUGUUCAGCAAGGUGAGAGAGAUGCUGAAGAUGAGGGACUCCAAUGGCGCCCGCAUGUUAACGCUGAUCACAGAGCAGUUCAUGGGCGACCCCAGACUGGUGCUGUGGAGACAACAGGGGACCACCAUGACUGACAAGUACAGGCAGCUGUGGGAUGAACUAGGGGCUCUGUGGAUGUGCAUUGUGUUGAACCCCCACUGUAAACCCGAGCAGAAGGGAUUCUGGCUUCGACAGCUUCGCAGGUGGAACAGUGUGGACGUCUGUCCCUUGGAGGAUGGUAACCAUGGCAGCGAGCUGACCAAUCUGACCAACGCUCUGCCCCAGGGCCUUCUCGGCAACCCAGACUCACUGACUCGGCCUCACCGGACCGUGUUCACACGGGCGAUUGAGGCCUGCGACCUGCACUGGCAGGACCCCCACCUGCAGCACAUCAUCACGGAGGACCACUACACCAACUACUGUUACCAUGACAACAUUGACAGCUCUCUCUUCGACGCCAGAGGGUGGCCCCUGUGGCACGAGCACGUACCCACCGCCUGCGCCCGAGUCGACGCCCUGAGAUCACAUGGUUACCCCAAGGAAGCACUCCGACUGGCCAUCGCCAUAGUCAACACACUGAGGAGGCAACAGCAGAAACAGCUGGAGUUCUUCCGCACUCAUAAAAAAGAGCUGCUUCAUAAAGGCAUGACAUCAGUUACCAACCUGGAGGGCUGGGUGGGCCACCCUCUGGACCCAAUCGGCACACUGUUCAGCACACUGAUGGAGACGAGGCAGGGCAGCGAAGAGAGAGUCCUGUUCGACUUCUCAGGCUCAUUUGGUCCAGGGAGGAUGACGGAGCAUUUCGCUUUCCCAGCGCAGCGUUUCCUGGAAGACGGAGAGUCGUUUGUGUCGCUGGCUGUGGAGACGGCGCUGAUCGGGCUGGGGCAGCAGAGGAUGAUGCCGGACGGCCUCUACGCCCAGGAGAAAGUGUGUCGCAACGAAGAGCAGCUAUUGGCCAAGCUCCAGGAAGUCAAUUUGAACGACUCGUUGGUGAAAAUCUUUCAGAAGCAAGCCGUUUUCCUGCUAGAGGCUGGUCCUUACACUGGUCUGGGAGAACUACUCUACAGAGAGAGCGUGCCCAUGCACACCUUUGCCAAGUAUCUCUUCACCUCGCUGCUACCUCAUGAAGCCGAACUGGCGUACAAAAUUGCACUGAGGGCUAUGAGAUUGCCAGUCCUGGAGUCCACGGCCCCCUCUGGCGACAUGUCCCGGCCUCACCAUAUAGUGUCGGUGGUGCCCAACCGCUACCCUCGCUGGUUCACGCUCAGCCACAUAGAGACCCAACAGUGUGAACUGGCCUCUACCAUGCUCACUGCUGCUAAAGGUGAUGCUCGUAAGCUUCAAACAGUGUUAGAGUCCAUCCAGAAGAACAUCCACUCCUCAUCCCACAUCUUCAAACUGGCCCAGGAUGCCUUCAAAAUCGCCACCCUCAUGGACAGCCUGCCGGACCUCACGCUGCUCAAAGUCUCUCUGGAGCUGGGCCUUCAGGUGAUGAGAAUGACCCUGUCCACCCUGAACUGGCGGAGGAGGGAAAUGGUGCGGUGGCUCGUCACUUGUGCUACUGAAGUCGGUGUGUUUGCACUGGACAGCAUCAUGCAGAGCUGGUUCACCCUCUUCACCCCCACCGAAGCCACCAGUGUUGUGGCUAGCACUGUCAUGUCCAACAGCACCAUCGUCCGCCUGCAUUUGGACUGUCAUCAACAGGAGAACCUGGCCAACUCUGCUCGCACCCUGGCCCUGCAGUGUGCCAUGAAGGACCCCCAAAACUGUGCCCUGUCUGCCCUGACGCUUUGUGAGAAGGACCACAUUGCCUUCGAGACAGCCUACCAGAUUGUACUGGACGCAGCUGCUACAGGAAUGAACUACACACAGCUGUUUACAAUAGCACGCUACAUGGAGCACCGUGGUUAUCCAAUGAGAGCGUACAAACUAGCAACAUUAGCCAUGACUCACCUGAAUCUCAGCUACAACCAAGACACACACCCGGCCAUCAACGAUGUGCUGUGGGCAUGUGCGCUCAGUCAUUCGCUGGGAAAAAACGAACUGGCAGCCGUCAUCCCCCUGGUGGUGAAGAGUGUGAAGUGCGCCACCGUCUUGUCGGACAUUUUGCGGCGGUGCACAUUAACGACUCCAGGCAUGGUGGCACUGCACAGUCGCAGGAACUCUGGGAAGCUGAUGUCUCUGGACAAGGCUCCACUCAGGCAGCUACUGGACGCCACUAUUGGGGCCUACAUCAACACGACGCACUCUCGGCUGACGCACAUCAGCCCACGCCACUACAGCGAGUUCAUAGAGUUCCUCAGUAAAGCCAGAGAGACGUUUCUCAUGGCACAAGACGGACACAUCCAGUUCACCCAGUUUAUAGACAACCUGAAACAGAUAUACAAGGGCAAGAAGAAACUCAUGAUGCUCGUUCGAGAGAGAUUUGGUUGAAAGUGGACCAAAAGACUAUUGCCCUUUUUUUUUUUACUUGAGACUUCUUUUUUAUCCUUUUCUAACUUGAAGUGAAUCCACUUAAAACAACAUUCAUAUUCAUAUGAUUUGGGACUACUGGGUCUAAUGUGAUACUGAACUGAAGGGUGUAAUUAUAUGCACAUACCAUAGAGAUGUAGGGCUAUUUAAAAAGCAGCAUCAAAAGAAAGAAAGUCUCCUGCACAUUGAUUCCAAGCCACAAAAUGUGAAGAAAAAAAGCCAACGUUUCUAUCCCACUCUAAUCCCUGACAGGUCAAAAUGCUUAAAAAUACCACACCCACAUACAUAUGAUUAUGUAACAGAAAUAAUAAGAAUCUCAAAGCAAGAACAUGAAUCUCAACGACAAAAUAUCAACAAUAUAUCAGAAAAUUAAUUGUAAGAAAAAAUGGAUAGGCCUGGGUGGCCUUUCCAGCAAAUUUGCAAGGGUUAAUGCUAUUACUAUUAACAUUAUCACUAUUAUCACCAUUAUUAUUAUUGACAGUAAAAAUAAAACAGAUUUUUUUUGCAGUAACCAUUGCUGAGUGGACAUGUCUUGGUGAGAUUAAGUAUAACAUUUUGCACUAUAUCAUAUUAUAGUGCUGUGGAUAAAGUUAAAUACACAGUAGUGAAAAAUGACUAGAUAACCAAUCCUUUCUACCUCUACCUCUCAAUAAUUCUUCUGUUGGUCGUAGCAAAUUCCCUAUUGUACGCUAUUUGUUUUUACUUGAAAUUAUCUUUUCCAUCCACACACAAGACCGGAAUUAAAUUAGGCUAUAAAUUUAAAAACGUGUGAAUAUAUCUAUGUCAAGGGUUUUGACCUGACACAUUUUCGGGCUUUGAAAGUGUUCUAAAAGUUGUGACUUGGAGUCACUGUGCAGUUUCUUCUAACUAAUGUGAUAUUGAACACAGGUUCCCGAAGGCAGAUCCUUAGACCUUAUUCAAUUCAAGCCGCACUAAGUGUCAGCCUAAGCACAGACAGAUCCUGGGUUGACUUCCGUGUUGGAGGAAAGAAUUGGACAGUCCAAGGUGAUAGGGUUGAGAUAUGAAAAAUGCUGCAGGGUGAAGUUUCUCUCUGAAAAUGAGGGAAAAAAACUGAGCCCCGAAAGCAACAGCUGGUAUUGAUCUGUAUAAAACCAUUAAGUCUGCAGAAGCGGAGAACUGUUUGUCCUUUUUUAUAUAUGUAUGAAAGUAAGAGAGGAAGAGUGUUACACUGAGUAUAUACUGUAUUGUCUAAUGGCAAAAAGUCCACCUUGCACUCCUCCUGUGUCCCUCUGUUAACAUUCACAGCCUCAAAGAGAAAACAAAUGGCUUUAAACCAAAUGGAGCAGCUCCAUCUGAAGUAUUGAGUACCUCUUUUUAGGGAUCCAGCUUUACCCCCCCCCCCCCCCCCGCCC